Aspergillus brunneoviolaceus CBS 621.78 is the source of this 552-nucleotide messenger RNA. Its product is annotated as Rcat domain-containing protein. Gene Ontology annotation, molecular function: ubiquitin protein ligase activity; ubiquitin conjugating enzyme binding; zinc ion binding. Lineage: Eukaryota; Fungi; Ascomycota; Eurotiomycetes; Eurotiales; Aspergillaceae. The annotation marks the transcript as partial. The record is from RefSeq and is a predicted model, not a curated record. Gene Ontology annotation, cellular component: cytoplasm; ubiquitin ligase complex. Gene Ontology annotation, biological process: positive regulation of proteasomal ubiquitin-dependent protein catabolic process; protein polyubiquitination; ubiquitin-dependent protein catabolic process. The transcript is spliced from 2 exons.
AUCGAAUGCUGCGUGUGCCUUGACCAGUUCCAACGAAGCGAGGUAACUCGUGUUGGCUGUGACCACGAAUACUGCCACGACUGCAUCAAGCAGCUCUUCACCAAGUCCCUCCACGAUGAAUCGCUGUUUCCACCGAAGUGCUGCGGCCAGGAGAUCCGGCUUGCACUCGUCGAGGACCUCUUGGGCGAGGAUGAGAUCGAAACAUUCCACCACCGCGAGAUUGAACAUACCACAGCCCACCGCGUAUACUGCGGGAACCGGGCGUGCGGCGCCUUCAUUCGACCGGAACUCAUCACAGGAGACAGGGCCCGUUGCACCGGGUGCCUCAACCUGACCUGUGCUCGAUGUAUGAACCCAUUCCACUUUGACGCCGACUGCCCUGAGGAUCCGGCCAUCCAAGCCACGCUGGCGCUCGCGGAGCAGGAAGGAUGGCGACGGUGUUACUCGUGCAAGGCAGUCGUGCAGCUUUCUCGGGGCUGCAAUCACAUGCGAUGUCGCUGUGGUGCACAGUUCUGUUACCGAUGCGGCGCGAAAUGGCGCACCUGUCACUGC